AUGGCACCACCCUCCUCCUCCUCCGGACCCCCAUCCCGCACCUCCACCCCCACCACCACCGCCCCCCCCCGCUUCACCGCACAGAACGCCACCGCCGAAGACCUCCUCAAAUCCCAAACCGUCGGCCUCGUCCACCUCUCCGACUUCCGCAAACGCCGCGCCGAAGCCCUCGAGCAGCGCGACCGCGAGACGCAACAUCCCGCCCUCGGCCGCGGCUCCCCCGCCUCCGGCGCUUCGACCCCCGACGGAGCUGCGACACCUCAGCCCGCGAAGAAGAAGCGGAGGAAUCCGAGGAAGGGGAAGUUGUCGUUUGCGGUAGAUGAGGAUGAAGAGGAUGAAUCAGCGACGUCUGAUGUAGUGAAAUCACGGUCCCAUACGCCAGGAGACGGGCGAAGCACCGUGGAGACGACCGGCGCGGACAGCGAUGGGACGCCGACGCUGAAGAAGCGGAUAGGGCCGAACACAACGGUGCUGGCACCGCGGGCGAUGACAAAAGGGGCACUGCUGCGGGAAGCGCAGACACGGGAGCAGCUACGGAAGGAGUUUCUGGUGAUGCAGGAAGCCGUGAAAGCGACGGAGGUAGCGAUCCCGUUUGUGUUCUACGACGGGACGAGCGUGCCGGGCGGAGUGUGCACGGUGAAGAAGGGGGAGCAUAUCUGGUUGUUUUUGGAUAAGGCGAGGAAGGUGGGGGCGGAGUUGGGGGUGGGGGGGGACAAAGGGAGGAGGGAGUGGGCGAGGGUCGGGGUGGAUGAUCUGAUGUUGGUUAGGAACGAGAUGAUCGUACCGCAUCAUUAUGAGUUCUACUACUUCAUCGUUAACAAGACUGCCGGCUUCCAUGGUCCCAUCUUCGAAUAUUCCGCUCAGCCAACCGCGGCAACCCCGACCACCACAGAUUCACCCACGGAAGACCUCACAAACUACGAUCCGAUGGUGCGGCCGGAGAAGAAGGCCAAGCCAUCUACCAACUUGGAGGGACUUGAAGGCAAAGACGAUGACCCGACAAUAACCAAGGUGGUGGAUCGGCGGUGGUAUGAGAGGAACAAGCACAUCUACCCGGCGAACAUAUGGGAGGAGUUUGAUCCGACGAAGGACUACAGCAAUAGCGUUCGAAAGGAUGCGGAGGGAAAUAGCUUUUUCUUCUCUUGAAGUGGUGGAUAUGAGAUACCCUAGCACGAAUGGAUCAUUUCUGAAGAACCGGGCACCGGGGCCUAUAGAGUUCGACAGCGAUGUCCGCACCCCUCUUCAAUUAGGAUAGUUAUUUAAAAUCCAACUACCUGGCAACUUUGCCUUAUCAAGCAGAUAACCAUGCCUGCCGUUAAUUUGUCGCUCUCUAUGCUGUUUUGCUUCCAUCAUGUCAAAUCCAAAUCCCCGUUGGCGCCCGACCCAAAUCACUCCUCGUCAUCAUCCUCCUCCACCACCCGUCUCCUCUUCACCCGCGCGUUGCUCGGCCCCGCAUCAUCAUCCGGCCUCUCCGUCCUCUUCGGCGUUCCCUCCCGCCUCGCUGGCCUCUUCUCUUCUUCUUCCUCCUCUUCCUCUUCUUCCUCCUCACUCUCCUCCAUCUCCUGCUCGUCGUCGCUCUUCGCGAUAAAGUCAUCCUCCUCAUCAUACUCGUCCUCCCUCGU
Molecule: messenger RNA, 1622 nt
Organism: Eremomyces bilateralis CBS 781.70
Lineage: Eukaryota; Fungi; Ascomycota; Dothideomycetes; Eremomycetales; Eremomycetaceae
Product: XAP5-domain-containing protein
Exons: 3
Coding region: 1-1146 (381 amino acids)
Biological process (GO): chromatin organization
Cellular component (GO): nucleus
Source: RefSeq, a predicted model, not a curated record